Molecule: messenger RNA, 3428 nt
Organism: Cuculus canorus (common cuckoo)
Lineage: Eukaryota; Metazoa; Chordata; Aves; Cuculiformes; Cuculidae
Gene: ADA2
Product: adenosine deaminase 2
Exons: 10
Coding region: 521-2068 (515 amino acids)
Biological process (GO): adenosine catabolic process; inosine biosynthetic process
Molecular function (GO): adenosine deaminase activity
Source: RefSeq, a predicted model, not a curated record
CCUCCCUGUUCCCAGAAGGUAGCUAUCCCAGCACAUCUUUUUCUCCCAGGAUCCAGCAAUGGGGCAGAGGCUGAGGAGCUGGAGGCACUGCGGGUGGAGGAAAGGCUGGAAGCAGAAAACACAUGCACAAGCGGGGACUUACUAUGUUAUUCACAGGAGACUAUGUCAAAAUUUUGAGCCUUUCUCCAGCCUGCUUUGGUCUGGACGGAUUGGCAUGGAAGGUCACUGAAGCCUGGUGUUGAAGGAUUAUAUUGCAGCUGUACUUUUUCUGGGGAAGGGCAGAGUUCUCAGAGUUCACAUGUGCCUGCCUUCUGUGAUCUCUUACUACUUCCAUAGUCUCCCUUCCAUCCUCUUUCUUCUGGGGUUGCAAGGAAGAGACACACCUCUACCACUGCAGAGGAAGCCAGAGGUUUUCUGCCCAUAAAUUAACCCCUCCAAUGUCUGGAAUAUACUACAGAGGUGCAACAAGGUCUAUGAAUGCAGGGAAUCACGAUCCAACUAGUUCAGGUGCAGCACCAAGAUGAAUCCUCCGACUGUGCAAAGCAUAAGGUUGGCGUACCUUCUCCUGAAUUUGGCUUCCCUCUGCCUUCCCACUCCACUCUGGAAGGACCGGGACUCUCUGAUGCAGGAGGAGAAAGCCUAUCAGACAGGUGGCAAUUUAGUGCUGAGUAUACAGGAACAGCAGCUCAGCACAAAACUUGUAAACCUCAAAAAGAAGGAGGUUGCAACAGCCAUGGCUACAGGACAGUUUCCUCCAAGUAUGCACUUCUUUCGGGCAAAAGGCCUCAUUGAUCAGAGCACAGUGUUCAGCAUCUUAAAACGCAUGCCAAAAGGUGCUGUCUUACACCUGCAUGAUUAUGCCAUCCUGAAUGUGGACUGGCUGGUGUACAAUGCCACUUAUCUCCCCAAUUGCUACAUCUGCUUCACGCACACGGGCACGGUUCGGUUUCACUUUUCCAAGCCUCACCCUCCUCACCGAGUGCCAGCCCAGUGCUCCCAGUGGGUUUUGCUGGAGACUUACCGGAAACAGCUGCGCAACGUGACCGAGUUUGAUAGUGGCUUGCUGAGAAACUUGACCCUGGUGACGGAUGCUCCUGAGCUGGCCUACCCUUCUCAGACUUUCAUUUGGAAAAGAUUUGAAGAAGUCUUUCUCAUUGCCUCUGGACUUAUCUGCUAUGCACCUGUGUUCAAGGCCUAUUUCUACCAAGGGCUGCUGGAGCUCUAUGAAGAUAAUGUACAGUAUGUUGAGAUAAGAGCUAUCCUGCCUGCGGUGUAUGAACUCGAUGGCACCCAGCACAAUAAAUCAUGGUCCGUGGCAGCCUACCGGGAUGUGACCAGGCAGUUUGUGAAGGAGCACCCUGACUUUCUUGGAGCCAAGAUUAUAUUUACAGCACACAGGAUGCUGAAUGUUUCCCAGAUUAAAGAAGCCGUCGUCACUGCUAUGGCACUCAGAGCCCACUUCCCAGACACCCUUGCAGGCUUCGACCUGGUUGGUGAUGAGGAUGAAGGUCAUUCUUUAUGGGAGCUGAAGGAUGCCCUGACUAUCCCGUAUUCCCUGGGGGUCAAAUUGCCAUACUUUUUCCAUGCUGGGGAGACUGACUGGCAGGGCACCUCUGUAGACAAUAAUGUGUUGGAUGCAUUGCUACUGAAUACCAGCCGGAUUGGCCACGGACUUGCCCUCAUUAAACACCCAGUAGCCAAAAGUUUGUCACUGAAGAGGGAUAUUCCUGUAGAAGUCUGUCCCAUCUCCAACCAGGUCUUGCUGUUGGUAACUGACUUAAGGAGCCACCCUGCAGCCAACCUCAUGGCUGAAGGACACCCCAUUGUGAUCAGCCCUGACGAUCCUCCUAUCUUUGGAGCAAAGGGCGUCUCCUAUGACUUCUAUGAGGUGUUCAUGGCCAUCGGAGGGAUGAAUGCAGACCUGAGGACCUUAAAACAACUUGCACUCAACUCCAUAAAAUACAGUGCCAUGCUACCAGAUGAGAAAGCCAGGGCCAAAGAGGUCUGGCAGAAAAAAUGGGACCGGUUUGUGGCUGAACUCUCUGACAGCUUUUUGAGUGAGCUUUAGAGGGAAGGAGACUCAUCUCAGAAGGCAUUUGGCCAGCUGAAGCAAGCCACGCAUGUUGCUAAAAGGGAGACUGCUUCUUCCAUGUGAUCUGAGCAGAUGAACAAACCUAAAAGUCUUACUUGGCAAUGGGUGAUUCUGGUAAGCUAGGCUUAAUGCUAAGAAUGAGCUGUCCUAUCCUGUGAAAGUCAUAGACUGGAGGUAAAAUGGAGCAGUGAGCCUUUGUAGUAACAGCGGAAGUACAACCCACUCAAAAUAGUCAAAACAAUUAAAAAUUGCCAUUGACCAAAUCCUGAUAUCCUUAUUCAGGAAAAACAUGCUUUCUAAUUAGAGUUACCAAGAGACUGCCAGCAUGAGGAUCUCUGAAUUUCACCUUAUCAUUACAAAAUGCAGACCUUGUCCGGAAACAGCUAAGACAAACAUCCAACCAUUUGGGCCACUGACCUUCAGGAGACCAAGGACUGAAAAUGACUCUUGUUAUGUUUAACCCUGGGCCUGCUGCCAAAAUAGCACUGCUAGGUCGAAGAACCAGUCAUAGGUCUGACGCCUGCUAUUUCAGGACUUACCAUGGGUGGAAACGAGCUGAUGGAACUUGCUCCCAGAACAUUUAAGCCUGGUUGCACAGCAAUCAUAAAGCCAAAAAGAGGUGUCUUAGUUGCUGACAGGCUUGGGUUUUUUACUGCAAAUUCUUUUCCUAUUCUCUGGUCACAAGGAAGCUAAAACACUUUUCAGCUGAGAAAAAAAAAAAACCUGGCUUCCUAUUUCCAGCUUAAUUAAAACUGUCACCCUGCACUGGGCCAUGUUAACACAGACCUCUGUGUUUGCAGUAAGUAUCUUUUGAUUUCAAGGGUUCCACCACCAUCCUUUGUUGCCUAACUCAAAGCGUAAAUGUGGCCUUAUUCAGAGCCUCUCCAACAGAUUUUCACCUUGGUGAACUACUUUCACACCAUGCAUAUCCAAUGUGUUCACUUGGACCUUUGUAGUUUCCAGUUCUUUGUCAAAAAAGGUAUUGCAGGAACUGCACAAUAAAUAGUGUCUGGACAAGUAGAUCCCCUUGCUUAACCACAUCAAAGUUAUCAGGAGAAGAACUAGUUGCAGGGAGAUUAAAAAAGGUAAUGUUAAUCAGGAUACUAAAUAAACUCAGCAAAAUCCUUUGGUACCCAUACCCCAAGCACACAGCCAGGACCAACCAGUGCGUCUCUCUGACUUCAGCGCAAUCGUGCCGGUUUGCCUCAGCCAAGGGAGAAUAUACAAAGGUUUCUGCUGAAAGACACUUCCCUCCUCAGAGCUUCAGACAUGUGAGGGCUGUCAUUUCCCGAUCUGAUCAGCUUGGUCAAAUCAUCUGUCUUCAUGUUUUCUGCUA